Molecule: messenger RNA, 2497 nt
Organism: Solea solea (common sole)
Lineage: Eukaryota; Metazoa; Chordata; Actinopteri; Pleuronectiformes; Soleidae
Gene: gpr37l1b
Product: G protein-coupled receptor 37 like 1b
Exons: 4
Coding region: 479-2032 (517 amino acids)
Biological process (GO): positive regulation of MAPK cascade; adenylate cyclase-inhibiting G protein-coupled receptor signaling pathway
Cellular component (GO): plasma membrane; signaling receptor complex
Molecular function (GO): G protein-coupled peptide receptor activity
Source: RefSeq, a predicted model, not a curated record
UCUCGUUCCCAGAGCACAGACCCUCAGAGCUCCAGGACACCCAGAGUCUCUGCUGUUCACUGCCCACAAACAGCAGCUCUGAGUGGGACACUUCAGCCUGACACCUGCCCCUCCUCCUCCUCCAGCACCACACACCUGAGAGGGUUACUGAUGGACAGAGACAACGGAGACAACAAGAGCUUUCCAGCGAAAAGGUUCGGAACGCCAGGAGUUUAAAAGAGAAGAGAAGAGAAGAGAAGAGAAGAGAAGAGAAGAGAAGACCAGACCAGACCAGACCAGACCUCCCCUGGACAUUAAAAAUCUGGAAUCAGGAAUCUUCGACAAAUGUUUGACUUUCUUUUUUUUUUGCUUUUCAGAUUAGCUCCUCGCUCUCGUGUUUUGGGAACAUUUUUGGGAAUUUUAAUCUGACGUUUUGUCUUGUUUGGAGAAAGAACAGCUGACACACCUGGUUUGAAUUUAAACAUUAAAACCCUGCAUCAUGUCUCCGCCUGUUUUCCUGUGGACGUGUGUCCUCCUGCCGCUGCUGUGUACACAAGCCAAUAGCGUCGCGAAACUCAACAGUCGGGGAAACGCCAUCGACAAGCCCUCGCCUCCUCUUUGGAGCGGGCGGGUCAAAGUUCAGGACGACACCCACACCUCUGACCAGAGUCUCCUCACCGAGCUGCUGGACUUGGACGGAGAGCAGCGCCACCGUCUGGCCCGCGGCACCGAUGAGGAUGAGCAACAAUCCACGUUUGGACAGUCAUUUGAGAACGACUUUGUGACGACGCCGCAGGUCACUGCGCUCAACAACGCGACAAGCGUUGCAGCAGCAGGGGGCGACGGCGGUGAUGUCAACGACGACCGUCUCCAUGGAAACACUUCCAUCUCUAACGACGACGUUGCAGGAUUCUUCAACCCGUUCUACCCUGUGGUGGAGAGUUCGUACGUAGCGUACGCCGUGGUCGUUGUGGCGGGGCUGGUGCUGGCGGUGGGCGUGGUCGGGAACAUGGUGGUGAUGUGCGUCGUCUGGAACAACUACUACAUGAGGUCGGCCUGGAACUACCUGCUGGCCAGCAUGGCAUUCUGGGACUUCCUGGUUCUGGUGCUCUGCCUCCCUGUGGUUGUCCUGAACCACCUCACCCACAGGAGGAUCCUGGGUGACGUCACCUGCCGCAUGGUGCCUUAUAUGGAGGUCGUGUCUCUGGGUAUCACCACCUUCACUCUCUGCGCUCUGGGCAUCGCCCGUUUCCACGCUGCCACCUCCUCGUCACAGCCGAAGGCUCGGCGUGUGGAGCGCUGCCGCUCGGUGCUCCUGAAGCUGCUGCUGGUGUGGUCGUGCGCUCUGCUGCUCUCCAGCCCCGAGAUCUUCCUGUGGCAGCACAGCCAGGCGGUGUCGCCCUCCAGUGGCCGGCUGAUUGACUCCUGCACCGUCACCCUCUCCUCUCCGCUGACCCUCUACUUGCCCGACUCCCUCCACUCGCUGCUGCUCAGGUACCACCAGGGUCGUAUGUGGUGGUGCUUCGGCUGCUACUUCUGUCUGCCCGUGCUCUUCACCCUCCUCUGCCAAAUGGCCACUCGCAACGUCAACAGUGACUACAGCUCCGCCAAGAAGCAGCAGCGUGACCACGAUGACUGCACGUCCAAUCAGAAGCGCCAGGAGCACCAGGCCGUGGAGCGGCAGCGGAACUGCACGCUGCUGGCAUUAGCCGUGGUGUAUGGCGUCUGCGCGCUGCCUGAACACGUGUGCAACAUCACGCUGGCCUACACUCACAUCGUCCUCUCAGAAGACAUGGCCGCCAUGUUGGCUCUAUUACAUCACUUGCUGUUGUUCUUCAAGGCGGCGGUGACACCGGUUCUGCUGCUCUGUCUCUGUAAGACUCUGGGUCAGGCCUUCAUGGACUGCUGCUGCUGCUGCUGUCAGGAGUGUCAGCCUGACGCAGCUCACGGCUCGCCGGGCUCCGCCCACAUCAAACUGAAGGAGGCAGACGAGACGUCCAUCUUAUUCGACAAGGCUAAAGACACGUCGGCCAUCUUGUCCAUCUCCAGCUAGAGCCAUGGGGGGGGGGGGGCUCCUCCAUGAUGAGUCCAUCAUUUCCUGCUGCAUAAAUCAAUCAUCUCAUCGUCUUUAAUUUUCAUUAACUGGCUAGUGUCUUGGCUCCUCCUCCAUCUUUCUCUCUCUUCAAUGAUCACAUUUCUUCAUCUUGUCCAUUUGUUUGAUUUUCUUCUGUGGACACAGAGUCAACCCUGCAGCUUCCUGUCUGUGCAGGAAGUGAGAUUAGAGAGGCUGUGUCUCCUCAGAUUCCUGCUCUGACGACAGAAAACGACGGUUCUGGGUGUUUGUGCUUUGUGUCAAGACGCAGACGGACUUUAAUUUACCAUAAACUUGAUGAAGACGACGAAGUUCAUAUUGAUGAUGAAGACAAAAAUCAGACAAAAGUCCAGGUUAUGUGAGGUGUGAUUGUGUGAGGCACCAACUGUGCUGUGAGCGCCCCCUGUUGCUGUCUGCCAGCCUGAG